Messenger RNA from Debaryomyces hansenii CBS767, 3912 nucleotides. It is a transcript of the gene HYU1, whose product is annotated as 5-oxoprolinase. Gene Ontology annotation, molecular function: 5-oxoprolinase (ATP-hydrolyzing) activity. Gene Ontology annotation, biological process: glutathione metabolic process. Bases 1 to 3912 code for a protein of 1303 amino acids. Lineage: Eukaryota; Fungi; Ascomycota; Pichiomycetes; Serinales; Debaryomycetaceae. Gene Ontology annotation, cellular component: cytosol. The transcript has a single exon. The record is from RefSeq and is a predicted model, not a curated record.
AUGAAAGGAAUUCAGAUCGCAAUUGAUAGAGGUGGAACCUUUUGUGAUUUUAUUGCUAAAUUCCCGGACAGGCCAGAUUACGUAUUUAAGUUAUUAUCUGUUGAUCUCAAUAAUUAUAAAGAUGCACCAACUGAAGGAAUACGUAGAAUAUUAGAAAGAGCACAAGACAUCAAAAUUCCAAAAGAUGAAAAGCUUGGGUUAGAGUUAAUUACGAGUAUCCGGAUGGGUACUACUGUGGCUACGAAUGCGUUAUUAGAAAGGAAGGGAGCCAAAGUUUGCCUCAUUACUACCAAAGGGUUUAAAGAUGUUUUGGCUAUUGGAAACCAAACAAGACCUCAUAUAUUUGAUUUGACUGCCAAGAAGUUGGGACAUUUGUAUACUGAUGUUAUUGAAAUUGAUGAACGGGUUACCAUUGAAGGAUUUUCAGAAGGAGGUGGUGAUAAAUUGAAAAUUAUGGACUCCGGGGAGCCAGAAUUGACUCACGGUGUAACCGGAGAUGUUGUUCGGGUCAUAAAAAAACCUGACUAUGAGAAAAUAACGGAACAAUUGACCGAACUAUACAAGGGUGGUGAAAUAAAGGCCAUUGCGUUAUGUUUGUUACAUUCCUAUACAUACCCCGAACAUGAAUCAAAAAUAGCUGAGAUUUGUAGAAGUAUUGGAUUUCGAGUUUCUGUAUCUCACAAGUUACAACCUAUGAUCGGUAUGGUCAACCGUGCUUCAUCAACUGUUGCUGAUGCCUAUUUAUCGCCUAUAAUCAACAAUUAUAUUGAAGGUUUUGGUUCUGGAUUUAAGGGUGGUUUAGAAGCAUUUGGAAAUAAAUUAUUAUUCAUGCAAAGUAAUGGUGGAUUGUGUCCAUGGUACAAAUUUACUGGUUUAAAGGCCAUCUUAUCUGGUCCUGCGGGUGGUAUGGUAGGAUAUGGCGAAACUUGCUAUGAUGAUCUUUCCCAAAAGGCUACGAUCGGUUUUGACGCGGGUGGUACGUCAACCGACGUUUCAAGGUAUUCAGGUAGUUUAGAACAUAUUUAUGAUACUGUUGUCAGUGAAGUAAGUCUCCAAACGCCUCAAUUAGAUAUAUCAACCGUUGCUGCAGGAGGAGGAUCGAUGUUAUUUUGGAGAAAUGGUAUGUUUGUUGUAGGUCCCGAAUCUGCAGGAUCUGAUCCGGGGCCUGCUUGCUACAGAAAGGGUGGUCCAUUGACUGUAACUGAUGCCAAUUUAUUUUUGGGAAGAUUAUUGCCAUAUUAUUUCCCUAAAAUUUUUGGUCCAAAUCAAGAUGAAGCCUUGGAUUUUGACCUAACCUCAAAAAAGUUUAAGGAAUUAACUGAAGAGAUUAAUAAGGAUAAAGAAUCUGAAGGUAUAAAAUUAACCCCGGAAGAAGUUGCUAGUGGAUUUUUGAAAGUCGCAGUUGAAUCCAUGGCAAGACCUAUUAGAAACUUGACAGAAGCAAAAGGUUUCGUAACUUCGGAACAUAAUUUGGCAUGUUUUGGAGGAUCUGGUGGUCAAUUUUCUGUGUCUUUAUCGAAAAAUUUAGGAAUCUCACAUGUUGCAAUUCAUAAGUAUUCUUCAUUGCUUUCGGCAUAUGGUAUCUAUUUGGCAGAUAUCGUAAUUGAAAAGCAAUCACCGACAUCAUUCGAGUAUUCACAAGAGAAUUAUAGCAUCUUAGAUCAAAAAAUUGAACUGUUGGUAGAUCAGGCAUUUGAGGAAUACCAUGAGCAGGGAUUAAGUCCUCUUGAAACAUCUGUUGAGGUUUAUUUAAACAUGAGAUAUGUAGGAUCUGAUACUCAUAUAUUAAUUCAAAAGGGAAAAGAUGAAUAUAACUUAGACUCCAAAUUCAUUGAAAGACAUAACAAUGAAUUUGGCUUUACUUUGGAUAGAAAGGUCCUAGUGGACGACCUUCAAGUUUUGUUUAUAGUUAAGAGUACCAAUAAGCAAAAAAUUAACCCGUAUAAUGAAUUUGCUCAAAUGACCCACACAAAAAACGAAGAUGAAUCCAAGAUAAUGAAUAAGAUUUACUUUGAAGGUCAAGGAUGGUUAGAAUCGUCAGUUUAUCAUUUGCCUGAUUUGAAAGUUGGUACGACCAUCUGCGGACCAUCAAUAAUUCUAGAUGACACUCAAACAAUUUUAAUUGAGCCAAAGUCUCAAGCUUCAAUUUUGUCAAAUCAUAUUUUGAUUGUAGUUGAACAAGAAGAAAAGCCUAAGAUUUCAAACGAAGUUGUAGAUCCAAUUCAGUUAUCGGUAUUUGGUCACAGAUUCAUGUCUAUUGCUGAACAAAUGGGAAGAACUUUGCAGCAAACUGCAAUUUCAACGAAUAUCAAAGAAAGGUUGGACUUUUCGUGUGCUUUGUUCGAUCGUAAUGGUGAUUUAGUAGCUAAUGCACCACAUGUUCCAAUUCAUUUGGGAGCUAUGUCGUUUGCUGUGAAGGCACAGAAAGAAAUGUGGGAAGGUAAAUUGCAAAAGGGUGAUGUAUUAGUUACUAAUCAUCCUCUGGCAGGCGGAUCUCAUUUGCCGGAUAUUACAGUUAUUACUCCAGUUUUAGAUAAGGAUAAUAAUCCAGUAUUCUGGACAGCUUCAAGAGGACAUCAUGCUGAUAUUGGGUCUAUUUCAGCUGGUUCAAUGCCUCCAAAUUCCAAAACAAUUUUUGACGAAGGAGCCGCAAUCAUAACACAUAAAUUGUGUUCAGAUGGAAAGUUUGAUGAAGAAGGUAUAACCAGGCUUUUAUUAGAAGAACCUGCCAAACAUCCAGGUGGCUCGGGUACAAGAACAUUGAGUGAUAAUAUUUCCGACUUGAAAGCUCAAGUUGCGGCUAAUUAUAAGGGCAUUAUUUUAUUGAAUAGAUUGAUUGAAGAAUUCAGUCUCUCAGUUAUCAAUUUAUAUAUGGGUGCUAUUCAAUCCACUGCUGAGGUGGCCGUUAGAAAUCUUUUGAGAUUGGCAUAUGAGAAGUUUCAUGGUAAGGCAAUGCAAGCAAUUGAUUAUUUAGACGAUGGUACUCCUAUUUCCUUACAAAUAUCAAUUAACCCUACUACGGGUGAUGCUGACUUUGAUUUCACUGGUUCCGGUGAUGAAAUCUAUGGUAAUUUAAAUGCUCCCAGAGCCAUUUUAUAUUCUGCUGUAUUAUACGUCUUGAGAUGCUUGAUAAGUUCUGAUAUUCCAUUAAAUAAUGGUUGUUUACGACCAAUCAAAUUCAAGACAAGGGAAGGCUCAGUAGUUCAUCCCUCUAUUGAGGCGGCGGUUGUUGGAGGUAAUGUGGAAACUACACAACGGAUCGUUGAUGUUAUGUUAAAAGCAUUUGAAGCAGCUGCAGCAUCACAAGGAACAUGCAAUAAUUUUUCUUUCGGGAUCAACGAUAAGGAAAAUAAAAUAUCGUUUGGUUAUUAUGAAACGAUUUGCGGAGGGUCUGGUGCAGGACCCACCUGGGAUGGACAAAGUGUUGUUCAAUGUCAUACGACAAACACUAGAAUCACAGAUACAGAACUAUUUGAGAAGAGAUAUCCGGUAAUUAUCCACGAGUUUUCAAUUAGACAUGGAUCUGGAGGAAACGGUUUACAUAAGGGGGGCAAUGGUGUUAUUAGGGACAUUCAAUUCACUUAUCCUAAUUUAGAAGUUUCUUGUCUUAUGGAAAGAAGAGCGAUGGCACCGUUUGGGUUACUCGGGGGAGAAAGUGGUUUGCGAGGUGUAAAUAAGUGGUAUCGAAAAUCUGAAACUAGUGAUGGAUAUAGAAGAAUAUUCCUUGGUGGAAAAUGUACUGUUAAAGUCAGUAAAGGUGAUAGAAUUCUAAUUAUGACACCUGGUGGUGGUGGCUUUGGUACGAGUGCUCAAACAGAUGAAAAAACUGUUAAUUUCCCAGUUGACAGUACUAAGCCCAGUAUUUUGACCGGCUCUGUUGGGAUGAGAAGUAGAAUCCAAGACACUAACUAA